This is a messenger RNA of Anarrhichthys ocellatus (wolf-eel), 4971 nucleotides long. RefSeq names its product synaptotagmin-like 5 (gene sytl5). Gene Ontology annotation, cellular component: plasma membrane; exocytic vesicle. The coding region runs from base 367 to 2607 and encodes 746 amino acids. Gene Ontology annotation, molecular function: small GTPase binding; neurexin family protein binding; phospholipid binding. Lineage: Eukaryota; Metazoa; Chordata; Actinopteri; Perciformes; Anarhichadidae. The record is from RefSeq and is a predicted model, not a curated record. The transcript has 18 exons. Gene Ontology annotation, biological process: exocytosis; intracellular protein transport.
CACCCUGGCUGUGGAUAUGAGCCUUCAGACGGUGCCGAGGCGCACCGACGCACUAACGUACGGUCACUGAUCCCGGGACGGACUCCCCCAGCCUGUCGUGCUCCCGUGCCGGUUCGUCGACAGCCACCAGGCUUCCUGAGAGUGGUCAGCUCUUGUCAGCUUCCCUAAGAAACAGAAGGUCACAGGAGGAAACGCUGGAGGGACAAAGUUUGGACUAUGCUAGCGCUAACAGAACAACAACCCAAUCGUGAGCAGAAAAUUACAGAACGAGGAGCUUUUUGAAGCAUAAUGUAGCUCAUUCAGACGUCUUUCCUGCAACAUCUUUGCUUUGGUGAUUUCAUCGGCCAAGUGUACACUGAGGGACAAAUGGAGCAGGUCGGGGAGGAUCUCAACCUCUCCUAUCUCCUGGAACAUGAAAGAGACAUGAUCCUGAAGGUGCUGCAGAAAGAUGAGAAAUUGAGGAAGCGAGAGGAUAAGAGGAUACGGAAGCUGAAGAAUGAGCUGCUGGAGAUCAAACGGAAAGGGUCCCGUCGGCCCCAGGAGGUGGAGGAGCGACAGUGCGCUCGUUGCCUGAAGACUUUGGGCCUCAUCUUCGGCCGUGGAGAUCUCUGCAAGGAGUGCCAGCUGCGCGUCUGCGACGACUGCCGCGUUACAUCUCCCAAAAGACGGCAGUGGAGAUGUAACGUUUGUGCCAAGAUCUCGGAGCUGAAGGUGGUAACAGGAGAGUGGUUCCUGGAGGAGCGGUCCAAGCGCUUUGAGCAGGGAGUGCCGAGCGGCGACGUGAUCAAACAGACAAUCAUGAGUAGCCCGACCAUCACAGACAAAAAGUCAACAGAAAACCUGUCAAACCCUUCUGAGUCUGAGGGACCCGACACCCCGAAAUCCAACAGAAGUGCAAUACUUAACAUCGGUGCCAGGAGGAAAGGAAGGAUGAAGAUGGAUAAGAAAGGCAGCCGACCGGCCUUGAAGCCGGAGAAUGGAGUCGACGGCGUCUCUGUCAAAUCUGUUUCGGCUGGAGACGCUCACAGCGUAAGAAGUGUUCGCUCGGCACCGAGUCCACGUUCCAACAGGGGCGAUGCCGAGGCCUUGGAGUCCUCAGGGAUGCCCACUGUACCCAACAACCUGCGUUCCCGAACUCCGGACUCUCUCAGCGACAACCGGCGGGUCAGGCCUGAUGGAGCGGAGAGCGUUACCAGUGUACAGUCCAGUGACAGUGCGCCUGAGAAAAAAGCUACUGGCCAUCACAGGACAAAUUCGGGCACCCCGACAAUUUCUGUGUCCAGGGCCUCGGUUUCAUCAGAUCACAGUCGCUCGGAGAUGGACCUGUCAGCUCCUGGUUCUGAACCCAGCGACGACACCUUCAGUCUCAGGAGCCGUUCAGUCCCCGGGCUCAACGAAGCAGGGUUUUCUGAUGAGGAUGCGGAGGAAGACAUUGAUGCCCUGAUGUCAGCUCACAGUAAGACUGCCAACCGACGCUUCAGCAACGCACUGUCAACGUCUUCCACUCCUGGCUCAGAGAGAAGGUGGGGGUACCUCAAUAUCCCCGACUCAGAUGCUGAGACUAGUAGUAUAAACAGCAUGAUGAGCAUGUACAGUGAGACUGGUGACUAUGGCAACGCCCGGGUGAGUGGCGAGAUCCUGCUGAACAUCAGCUACAGCUACAAGACCGGUGCUCUCAACGUCCUGGUGAAAGAGUGUCACAACCUGGCCACGGGAGACGAGAAGAGGCAACGCACGGACACAUAUGUGAAGACGUACCUGCUGCCAGAUACGUCACGGCAGAGCAAGAGGAAGACGAGCAUCAAGGCCAACACCAUUAACCCUGUUUUCAAUGAGAAUCUGAGGUACGUGAUCAGCCACUCUCAGCUGGAGACUCGAACGCUGCAGGUCUCGGUAUGGCACCACGACCGGUUUAGACAGAACAGCUUCCUGGGAGAGGUGGAGCUGACCUUUGACUCCUGGGAGUUUGAUUCCCAAAUAGAGGACUGGUACGCUCUGCUGCCCAAGGCGGAGGGCAAUAUAGACUCCUCAAUGCAGUAUAAAGGAGAACUGACUGUCGUGUUGAAGUACAUACCUGCAGAGAAAAACCUCACGCUGCCGCUGGACCAAGUACAAGUGAAGAAGGGCUUCCUGAAAAGCAAGAAGACGAGCAGCUUCACUCUGCCUAAAGGGGGCAUGGUGGAGCUGCUGGUCAAAGGAGCCAAAAAUCUAACUGCAGUCAAGUCUGGAGGCACGUCAGAUGCUUUUGUGAAAGGAUAUCUCCUCCCUGACAGCAACAAGUCAACCAAGCACAAGACGGUGGUGGAGCGACGCACUGUGAACCCGCAGUGGAACCACACCUUCACCUACUGCGGCCUGCAGCCAGGAGACCUCAACAACGUCUGCCUGGAGCUCACCGUGUGGGACAAAGAAGCCCUGAACAGCAAUGUCUUCCUGGGAGGAGUCAGGCUCGGAGCUGGCACAGGCAAAAGCUAUGGUAAUGAGGUAGACUGGAUGGACUCAAACGGGGAGGAACAGCAGCUGUGGCAACGCAUGAUUGAAAACCCAGAAGUCCCUCAUGAGUGUACUCUGAUGCUACGAUCCAGCAUGCGCAAGUGCAACACAUAAACUGGACCAAAUUACAGACAAGAGAGGAUGAAAGAAGAAUCAAAGAGAGAGAAAGAUGUGACGUGAAGGCAGAAGGAGAGAGCUGGAGACGAAAGUGGAACGGUUGAGAAAAAAAAAAAAGUGUCCAGGACUCAAAUGCUCAUGAGGGAAUAGAAACCGCCCGUCUUCCUAAUUCUUUCCCCAUGAGAGGCCCUGUGCAGCCAGUCAAGCCUUACAUCCACAUGUGUCGUCGUCCCCCCCACAGCCUCCCCCGCCGUCCAAAGCAUCUAGUCUUUGACAAAGCACUACUGUUUACCAUUGUAUAUGAAAAACAUGUUCUAUGUAACUUACCUAGUCGAAUAAGCACACAGUGUGACUCCUGAUGUGUCCGUCCUCGUCUCGGUGCUUCAUGAACCAGAGUCAUAUCUGCAUGUAGUUACAGCUGACGGAGAUCUUUUGUAAGGCGUUAGACCCGGCUCUGCUCAACGAUGUAGAGACUUAGACAUUCCCUUUAUAAGCAACUAGCUGCAUCCUGGUUCGCAUGAUGAUGCUGAGAGUCAUUCCCUUAUAAACAGAGGUGGAGAGUGACGAGUUCUGGUGCUACUGUCUUACUCAAGUAGUUGACUUAAUUAUUACCGAGGAAAACAACUUAGUUGAAAUUACAAUAGUAGCACUUUUGAAGAACUUCUCAUCUCCGUUAAUCUUCACUGCCCUCUCCAAAGUAGUGACCAUGUUUUAUUUAUAAGCGUUCUUUUCGAUCACUUUAUGAGGGAAAAUAUUAUUAAUAAUGGAGUAUCCUCCUACAGGCUGCUCUGAUAUUGUACGUGAGGUGAAAGUAUAAAUACUGAUUUUAGAAUAUACUAAAAAACAAGGACUGCAGCUAACUUUGUGGAUGAUUUGUGGAUUUCAAUCACUCAAUUAGUCGUUUUGAAAAACGCCAGAAAAUGUGUGAAAAGUGGCCAUCAAAUAUGACGUCUUCAAAUUUCAAAAGUUUGUCUUGUCCAACAGUUUCCAACCUAAAGACACUCAAUUUACAAUGAAAUGAAACAGCACAAGAUAACAAAUCCUCACAUUUGAGGAGCUGGAACAAUCAAAUGUGGAGCAUUUUUAGCCACGCUAGCGACUUUAUUGAUGGUCAGUCAACAACGAUUUGAGGGAUUGUUAUUAUAUUUUGUUCAGAUAUUUAAGGUUCCCAGUCAAUGAAUGCUAAUGAUUUUAGUGGACAUGACUUUAGUGCCACCAUGAGGUUGAUAUUAGUGGUUUUGAGUAAAAUAUCUCAACGACUUUAAUAGAUUGAAAUCAUGAAAUUUUGUACAAGUGAAUUGUAGGCUAAUAACUGAUGUGUCUUCCGAGUUUUUAUCAGGUCAAAACUAAUGACAAUGUUUGUGUUUAGUGCUAAUUGGCAAAUACUAGCACGCUAACAGGCUCAACAAAGUUGGUUAACAUGGUAAACAUUAUACCUGUUAAACAUCAUUGCAUUGUUUUUGUGAGCAUGUUAGCAUGCUGAUGUUAGCAAUUAGCUCAAAGCUCCACUGUGCUUAUGCUCUGCCUCACAGAGCUGCUAGCAUGGCUGUAGCGGUGGACCCUUAGGCUCGUGGCUUGAUAAAUGACGACCAGUUAAUUGAAAGCAAAAUUUUUGGCAAAUUAUUUUCUGUUGACCAAUAAUCGACUCGCUUGACGGUGUUGAAAAAUGUACUUGCAGGAACAAGGAGUGCUUACUUUCCACCUCUGGUUGUCAGAAAAAAGAAUCUAGAAAGAUUAUACAAUAAUUAACUUCAAUGUAAAUUAUCAUAACACUGUAUCAGUGUGAUAAUAGAAACUGCAUGGCAUUAGAGAAAACAGGUAGAAGAACAAAAGAAAGGUAUGUAACGCACUGAUAAAUAUAUAAUUUUACACUCAGAAGAGAAAGUGCAGGAACCCUGAGACAGAGGCCGUGUGUUAUAGAGUGAGUCAGCACUGAGGCGAGCUGCCUUCAUCUCAGGGGGAGCCUAAUAAUGACGCAGUGGCAGUCACCUUGUCCCUGUUGCCCGGGGCUCUGCCAUCCACCCUCCAGCGAUAUAUCACAAAUUUCACAAUAACCAUUCAAAAGUUAAACCCCGAACAACCAUUUCUCAUGUGAAAUGCCAAUUUUGUUGCGUCGCUUGUCCUCUGCUCUGAAGUCCCUAAGCGCAACGGUUUCACACUGCACAAUUAUAGUAAUAAUACAUGGUGUUUACUGUACAACAUACUUUAGAUGAGAGGCUCGUGCAAUACCCGAUUACUGAAGAAACUCUUGAUUUACAGCAUGUACUAUCUCUGUUGUCUGGUUUGCAAGCAUCAAACUCUGUAUUCAAACCUAUUUUGUCGCAAAUCUGUCAUUUUGAAAUAAACCCAUCUUUCCAUAGA